Messenger RNA from Amaranthus tricolor (Joseph's coat), 1516 nucleotides. Its product is annotated as cystinosin homolog. The record is from RefSeq and is a predicted model, not a curated record. Gene Ontology annotation, biological process: L-cystine transport. Gene Ontology annotation, molecular function: L-cystine transmembrane transporter activity. Gene Ontology annotation, cellular component: vacuolar membrane. The transcript has 8 exons. NCBI's taxonomy places the organism in Eukaryota, Viridiplantae, Streptophyta, Magnoliopsida, Caryophyllales, Amaranthaceae. Bases 257 to 1081 code for a protein of 274 amino acids.
CGUACGACACAUAGAGACAGGCAAGAGAAUGAAAUUGGGUUCCCGUCCUUAUACAACCGCAGCCGCCUUUUGCGUAACGCAAUCACUCUACUCUACAAAAGUCGGUAUCCGAAUCUCAUCUCUGCAUUCUUGAUUCUACAUCAAACGAUGUUGAUUUGAUUUCAACCCUUAUGUUACUUGAUUCUUCCUUCUUUUAAGAUUCCUUCAAAUGAAUAAAACACAACCCAUUUGAACAAGAAUUUGAAUCACUAACAACAUGUCUUCAUGGAAUUCAUCUCAAUUAGAGAUCAUUUACGAGUUUUUUGGGUGGAUUGCUUUCUUUUCUUGGUCAAUCAGCUUCUACCCACAAGUUAUCCUCAAUUUUCGCCGUAAAAGUGUGGUGGGGUUGAAUUUUAGCUUUGUGGUGUUGAAUUUGACUAAACAUACCGCUUAUCUCAUUUACAAUGCUACACUUUAUUUUAGCUCUGUUGUUCAGAAUCAGUAUCGUCAAAAAUACGGCCAUGAUCAAAUGAUUCCUGUUGCAGCAAAUGAUGUUGCCUUCUCCAUACAUGCUGUUGUAUUGACUGCAUUUACAUUGUUCCAAAUUAUUAUUUAUGAACGUGGAAACCAGAAGUUCUCAAAGAUUUCCCUCAUAAUUGUUUCUGUUGCUUGGUCUGCUGCUGCAGUCUGUGUAUUUAUUGCCUUGCCCACCCAUUCUUGGCUUUGGCUCAUUUCUGUCUUCAACAUUAUUCAAGUCACCAUGACAGUCAUCAAAUAUAUUCCCCAGGCAUUCAUGAAUUUCUACAGGAAAAGCACAGAAGGAUUUAGCAUAGGCAACAUUUUGCUUGAUUUUCUUGGUGGAGUAACUAACUAUGCGCAAAUGGCUACGCAGUCUAUCGAUCAAGGUUCUUGGGUGAACUUUUAUGGAAAUAUCGGGAAGACAUUGCUGUCGCUUGUAUCGGUCUUGUUUGAUCUCUUGUUCAUGUUGCAACAUUAUGUGCUCUAUCGUAGUAAGCCUAUCCACCUUCCUAUUAAGCUCGAUGAGGCACACAAGGAGGCGCUGUUGAAAACCUCUGAUGAAGAACCGUCGGACCUUCCCUGAAUUGCAAUCACAAGUGUUUAGAUGGGCUAUGUAAUCAUAUACAAAGAAACUCGUGUAUCGUCUGUGGAAAAUCGUAUGUGGAAAAUAUAUAUAUCCCCUUGCAGAGAAUUCCCGAAAUUGUGCUCAUAUUGGUCGAUAGCUCUUCGAAUACUCUAUUUGUUCCCCUCAUUUUGCUUCAUUUAUCACAAAAACUCUCAGCAUUGGAAUUGCAAAGAAUACUCUCCAAGAUAAGAUUUGUCACUUUUAUAGGAACAUCAAAGCCCAAUUUGUACAUGUUAUCUUUUCAAUUAUCUUUUGUAUAAUUGUAAUUUUUAGUUGUUUUGAUGUUAAAGGCAAUAUAUUAGAUUACUUGAAAUACUUAAUUUAGUAGUAUAUACUAACAUCUAUUUUAGUAUGUAAAAAUAUCUAUUUUAGUAUUUAAAAAUAUCAUUAAAA